GAGUGAAUUAAAUAAGUAAAUCAUGGCAGCAACAUCCGUUGGCAGCCUGAUGGUAAUUACAUGCAUGAGCAUCCUCCUUUUGGCACCUGCAGCAUCCAAACUACCUAAGCCUGACAUACAUCUUUUAGAGUUUCCUUUGAACUUAGAGUACUUGGAAGCUGAGUUCUACUUAUAUGGAUCCAUGGGUAUGGGUAUGGAUCAGAUCCAACCCAAUCUUACUGGAGGCGGACCGCCACCCGUGGGUGUAAGGAGGGCUAAUCUUAGUCCUCUAGUCCGAGAUAUAAUUGCUCAAUUCGGUUACCAAGAAGUUGGCCAUGUCAGAGCAAUAAAAAGCACAGUGGCUGGAUUUGCUAGGCCGCUGAUGAAUCUAAGUGCAGCGUCAUUUGCAAAUGUUAUGAACAAUGCAUUCGGAAGGCCCUUACAUCCACCCUUCGAUCCCUAUGCCAACGAUAUAAAUUAUCUGAUUGCGUCCUACGUCAUCCCUUAUGUUGGCCUCACAGGUUAUGUUGGUUCAGCUCCACUGCUCCAAACUCCUACUGCAAAAAAGCUUGUAGCCGGUCUUUUGGGAAUAGAAUCAGGGCAAGACGCGGUUCUUAGAACUCUUCUUUACCAACGGGCAAAAGAAAGGGUGAUUCCAUAUGGUGUGACAGUAGGUGAAGUUACCGACAGGAUUUCAGAGCUACGAAACAAGUUAGGUGACGCUGGCCUAAAAGAUGAAGGACUCACCAUCUUAGACAUAGGAGGGAAGAUAAGAGGAAACAUUUUGUCUGCUACUAAUACAUACUCACUGUCAUAUGCUCGAACACCAGAGGAAGUAUUGCGUAUCGUGUAUCAAACUGGAAAAGAACAACUUCCUGGAGGUUUUUUUCCUUACGGCGCUAAUGGGACAAUUGCUAGACAAUAUCUCAAGUCACCCAAAAUCUGAACUUAUUUUUAUUAUUAAUUUCUCUUAAUAUUUGAAAUAAAACAUAUCAUAUUAAUGCAUACUUUAUAACUUACAUGAGUAUUGUUUCUUUUUUCUAUCUCAAUGAAAAACCAUCUUUCUUUUUAUUUCAUACC
Molecule: messenger RNA, 1059 nt
Organism: Helianthus annuus (common sunflower)
Lineage: Eukaryota; Viridiplantae; Streptophyta; Magnoliopsida; Asterales; Asteraceae
Product: desiccation-related protein PCC13-62
Exons: 3
Coding region: 23-925 (300 amino acids)
Source: RefSeq, a predicted model, not a curated record